AUGUUGAAGAUCAAAGCAAAAAAGGUUGUCAAGAUGAGUUGCUUUUCGUGUUGUUCAGGAGAGAAACUAAGCAGAAAGUCAUUGAAGAAGAGUAUUAAGAAUUACAAGGACACAAAAACCUUAGCAUCAUUUGCCAACCUCUCCUUCAAAAGUGAUAGCAGCAGGAGAAGGUACAUAACAGAAGAAAUAAAGAAAAUUGGAAAAGGAAAUAUAUCUGCAAAGAUAUUCUCAUUCCGGGAAUUGACGGUAGCAACUCAAAACUUCACCCUGGAAAAUCUGAUCGGAGAAGGAGGGUUUGGGAGGGUGUACAAGGGCCAACUUGAAGAUAAGGAUGUUGCUGUUAAGCAACUUGACAGAAAUGGGUUUCAAGGGAACAGGGAAUUCCUGGUGGAGGUUUUAAUGUUGAGCCUUCUUCACCAUUCUAACCUUGUGAACUUAGUUGGAUAUUGUGCUGAUGGUGAUCAAAGAAUCCUGGUCUAUGAGUAUUUGGCCAAUGGCUCCCUGGAAGAUCACCUUCUUGAUUUACCAGAGGGAAAAGCUCCUUUGGAUUGGAAUACCAGGAUGAAAGUUGCAGCUGGUGCAGCAAAAGGGCUAGAGUACCUGCACGAAACAGCAGAUCCUCCGGUGAUAUACCGUGACUUCAAAGCAUCAAACAUAUUAUUAGAUGCUGAGUUCAAUCCAAAGCUGUCAGACUUCGGGCUCGCCAAGCUCGGUCCAACUGGGGAUAAAACUCAUGUCUCAACCAGAGUGAUGGGAACUUAUGGCUAUUGCGCGCCUGAAUAUGCGUUGACAGGACAACUCACAUCAAAAUCUGACGUUUACAGCUUUGGAGUUGUGUUCUUGGAGAUCAUCACAGGGAGGAGGGUGAUUGACAAUUCAAGACCCACUGAAGAGCAGAAUCUUGUGACUUGGGCAUCGCCAUUGCUCAAAGACCGGAAAAAAUUUGAUUUAUUGGCAGACCCAUUGCUGGAAGGGAAUUACCCACAAAAGGGUCUUCAUCAGGCACUUGCUGUAGCAGCAAUGUGUCUCCAGGAGGAAGCUGCAACCAGGCCAUUGAUGAGUGAUGUAGUGACAGCUCUCGAGUAUCUAGCCACGAACAAAGAUGUGGGUCAAGGAGGUAUAUUAGACGAACCUGAAGAGGGCGAAGAAGAUCAUAUUGAAGCUGAUAGCUAG
This is a messenger RNA of Linum trigynum, 1173 nucleotides long. The record is from the annotation of a GenBank genome assembly. Lineage: Eukaryota; Viridiplantae; Streptophyta; Magnoliopsida; Malpighiales; Linaceae.